This is a messenger RNA of Ustilaginoidea virens, 1176 nucleotides long. RefSeq lists its product as uncharacterized. The transcript has 3 exons. Gene Ontology annotation, molecular function: FAD binding; D-amino-acid oxidase activity. NCBI's taxonomy places the organism in Eukaryota, Fungi, Ascomycota, Sordariomycetes, Hypocreales, Clavicipitaceae. The record is from RefSeq and is a predicted model, not a curated record. Bases 1 to 1176 code for a protein of 391 amino acids.
AUGGCUCACAAUUACACCAUUGUCAUCAUAGGCGCGGGGGUUCUCGGCUUGUCUGCCGCCCUGAAGCUACAGGCAAAGCUGGCCGCGGAAGCCACAGCAUCGCAUGGCAAACCGCCCUCGCAGCCGCAGAUCCUGCUCGUCGCUCGAGAAUGGCCGUCCGCCAUUCCCGGCUCCCCGGUCAAUCACUCCCCGGACUACGCGUCCAUGUGGGCCGGCGCCCAUGUCCGCCCCAUCCCGGCCGCCACGCCCCAGCUGCAGCGGGAAGCAGCCUGGCUCAAGGAGACAGUUGCCGAGCUGGGCCGCCUGGCCGCCGCGGACCCGGGAUGCGGCCUAACUCGCGCCAAGGGGGUGGAGUAUCUCGAAGCCCCCGACGAGAGCUACCGGACACUGAACGCGGCCGCCUUUGCGGACGAGACGGGACUCCCGGGAUACCGCAGGUACGAGGCGUCCGAGCUGCCCGACGGCGUGGCGCUGGGGUACGAGUACGACACGUUUUGCGUAAACCCGCCCAUGUACUGCGACGCCCUGCUGCGCAAGUUCCUGCUCCGGGGGGGCAGGACGCUGAGACGGGAGCUCAGGAACGAGUGCGAGGCCAUGACCCUGGCUGACGACGUGAGACUCGUCGUCAACGCAAGCGGGGCUGGGUUCGGGGACCCCAAGUGCUUUCCCACGAGAGGACAAACCGUGGUCACAAACCUCAAGGUGGACAAGACAGUCACGAGACAGUACAGAGAUGGAACGUGGAGCUUUCUGAUUCCUAGGUUCUUUGAUGGCGGAACCGUCGUCGGCGGCACCAAAGAACCAGGGGACUGGCGAUCAACACCAUGUGAAUCCACGAGGAAGACGCUACUGGAAAACGGGCUACGUCUGGGAUUUCCCCAAGGUGGCUCCUCCUCCUCGUCAUCGUCGUCGGGUCGGUCGACCAGCCUUGGCAACGUCACCGUCAUAGCAGACAUCGUGGGGCGACGGCCCACUCGCCAAGGUGGUAUGAGAUUGGAAGUCGAGCACCGGCCCGUGGCCUCGUGUACCAAGGGGCCUGCAACGCUGCCCGUCAUACAUGCUUACGGCGCCGGGGGUCGCGGCUACGAGAUCAGCUGGGGUGUCGCAAAUCAGGUUGUGGAGCUUGCCAUGCCGUUGGUACAAGGGCUGUCUCGGGAACAAGCUGCAAGGCUGUGA